Molecule: messenger RNA, 6025 nt
Organism: Mercenaria mercenaria
Lineage: Eukaryota; Metazoa; Mollusca; Bivalvia; Venerida; Veneridae
Product: rho-associated protein kinase 2-like
Exons: 4
Coding region: 59-1984 (641 amino acids)
Molecular function (GO): protein binding
Source: RefSeq, a predicted model, not a curated record
CAGUUGAAGUCACUCUCACGAUAAGAUUCUGAACACUCGGCACAAGCUUUUAGCAGUCAUGGAUGUUAAACAAAUCAGAUCAGUGUUAUUAUGCGUUACUUGCAUAUUCCUCAUGCCAGGAAAUGCAAUUGAAUUUAGUACUGACGUUUUAUAUGAAAUAUUUUCUAGAAGAAUGGAUGAUGUUAUGCUUGAACAUAAACUACUUAGGCUCGAGUUUGACGAGGCAGUGCGCAAUAUGGGAAAUCAGGCUGACAGGAUAACGAAUAUAGAAGAUGCCACCAACAAGAUUGAAAAGCAGGCUGACAAAAUGGCCAAUUUCGAAGAAGCUAUCGCCAAGAUUGAAGAACAAGCUAUCAAAAUAUCCAGUGUAGAAGAAACCGCCAAACGAAUGGAAAAGCAGGCUGACAAAACGGCCAGUUUCGAAGAAGCCAUCAACAAGAUUGAAGAACAAGCUGUCAAAAUAUCCAGUUUAGAAGAAACCACAAAGACGUUGGAAAUGAAGGCUGACAAAAUAUCCAAUUUAGAGGCAGCCCUCAACAAGUUUGAGGAACAAGGUGACAAAAUAGCAAACUUAGAAGAAUCAACCGAACGGAUAGAAAAGCAGACUGAAAGGAUAACGAGUUUGGAAGAAGCCAUCAACAAGAUUAAAGAACAAGCUGACAAAAUUGUGCAUUUAGAAGAAGUCACAAAAAAGAUGGAAAAGCAGGUUGACAGAAUUACGAAAUUAGAGGACUGCGUUAAGAAGAUCGAAAACAAGAAUAAGGAAGUAACGUAUAUUGAAAAUGCGGUGCAACAUCUUAACAACAAAAUAGAAGAACUAAAAAAUAAUACUUUGAACAAUGAAAAAGCUAUUUCUAAUGUGACACGUCUAGUAACGGAAAAUGACAUGAAAGCCAUUAAGGCAUCGGAAUCGUCUAUAAAUGCGAUAAAAGACAACGUUACGAAGCAGUCUGUUGCGGUUCGGAAGUUUGUAUCCGCAGAGAAAAUGUUUUUACGUGAAAUAAAAAAGUCGCUUCACAAGAAAUUUUCAAAUUUUACAAACGAGGUGACAUUGCGACUGUCAACAUUGAAUGCGUCAGUAGAAUCGCAAGUUUCCUCAUUCAAAACAAUUUUAAACGUUUCUGAAAAAACUGUAAGUGUUGCUCUGAAUGACUACUCUAUUUAUAUGAAUGAUACUUUUUCAAACUUUAAUCAAGAAAUUUUAACGUUUGUCAACGAAACUGAGCGCAAACUUGAAACGCUUCAAGAUGAAAUUGACAAAAAAUCCACCCAUCACAAUAAAACAUUGAACAAAGCUGAUAGAGAAAUUCAGCAGCUGAAAACAAGAACUGAGAACGUGGAAACAGGACAAGAAACGCUUAAAGAGACAACGGCCAUUCACACGAAGACUUUGAAUACAAAUAAUGGUACCAUUCAGCAGCUGAAAGCAAGAAUUGGGAACGUUCAAUCAAGACAAGAAACGCUUCAAGAGAAAGUAGAUGAAAUAUCGAUCCAUCACACGAACACUUUGAAAACAACUAAUGGUGAAAUUCAGCAACUAGAAACAAGAAUGAUGAACGUUGAAACAAGGCAAGGAAAAAGAGCGGCUUUCACAGUAGAUGGUGCCUCUAGACAAAGUAAUGGAAUAUUAAAAUUCUCGACAGUGCGCCUGAACGAAGGAUCCGUCUAUGAUACAACAACAGGAAAGUUCACGAGUCCGUAUGCAGGAAUAUAUGGUUUUACAGCGAGUAUCAUUGAACUUGGUAUUGGUGAUAAUCGCAUAGAUUGUCGCGUUAGGAAGAAUGGUUACGGUUACGUCGUUAUUUAUUCUUGGCGGGGUAAAAUAGACGGUAGGCGUGCAACAGCCGGCUUGGGAACAGCUACAGCAGCAGUUACACUACAUCUAGUGAAAGGUGACAGUGUAGAUGUCUGGUGCUCCAGUCGCACUGGAACUGCCCUUUCCUGGUCGUCAUUUACUGGCUUUCUUAUCAAUCCAGAUCCAUAAGCUUAUCAUAUUAUCAUAUAAAUUUAUACAUAGAAACACAAUAACUGCAUGUAGAGGGAUUACAAUUAGUGUUAUUAUUAUAUGGGGUUCAUAUUUAAUAAUUCCAGUAAAGUUUCAUCUUAAACUUGAAUAAGAAAGCACGUAGCUAUUUGAUUCAUAUUAAUGGUAAUUCAAAUUAUAUUUCAUUGAAAUAAUAAGCUCCUUACAAAACAUGCAGUCCAACAUUUUAUAUUCUAAACUCUUUGUUUAAAAUCAUUUUCAUGAAUUUAUAUAAGUUUAUUAAAAGAAACGGAUGUAAAACACGGGAAGUAACUCUUGUUCGAAAAAUGGACGUGUAAUAACCUGUAGAGUCGCAAAAUGAAUGUUUUUGAAAAUAUCUACAAAUUUUUCAGGAAAAAAUUAUAUUAAAAACGUUCGGGACUUGCUGCUUAAAUGAGACUGGAUUUGUUCAACUUGAAUUUAUUUCUGGUUUCAAAUACAUAUAAUCUAAAACAUUUCAAUCUAAAAUUGAUAUGCCUUCCAAGUGGAAAACUGCAAAAUAUGUGAAUGAAUUAAAAAAAAACACUUUCAAUGAAAAUAAAUUCUUCUUUUGUUUGUAUAUGAUCUGAAGUCGCGUUUCGCCUUACAUUGUAAAGCACGUUAGGAUUUUAUAGGCUCUGAUAUUAAACUUGUGAUCGCAUUUUUUCCAGAUGAGAAUAUUAUUCAGUUUUGUUUUAAUUUGUUGUUUAAAUUCAUAUUGUGUGCAAAUGUGAAUUAACGUGACGUGCAUUACGUCAAAACUUUAACUGCAAAAGUGAUGUAAAUAUUGAAAUUGAAUGACAACAGUAAGGGAAGAUAUGGCAGCGGACAUACUUUUUUGAAAGCGACAAACUACCAAGCGAAUAGAUAACCCAUUUCGUAUUUCGUGUUGUAUAAAAAGAAAUGGUUAUUACAGUCGAUUGCUAUCAAGUAAUAAUAAUCAUCAUCAUCAUCAUCUUCAAUAAUACUGAUAUGUUCCGUAACAUUUACUUUGUUUUGCUAGCUAUAACAUAAUUAUACAAACAUGAGUCAUGAAUUCAUCUGUUGAAUAUAGAGCACACUUUUUGUUCAACCCUUCUCAUUUAAAUCAUUCGUCGCAAAAAAUUCUUCCCUUGUGUAUUUAGCAACCUAUAUGAACCUUACGAAAUGUAAUGGCUACAAGAUCUGUUUUGGUAGUGAACAAGAUUGCACCAGUCAACCAAGAGUGAUAUCCAUUGAACCAGUCAGAAUAUUUGAAUUGUUAUUGUUCUUUGUUGUUGUUUUUUCCCCGUUUUCUGCUUUUACUUUUUCAAUAAUGUGGGGUUUAUUUUCCUCUCUAUUAUCUUUUUUUUUUAUUAUUUUAGAAUUGAUGUUCAAUGUCUGAUAUGCCUUAUUCCAAUCAAGACAUAAAAUCUGUUAUUUUAUUUAGUUCACUCUGACAUUAACGGACAGAUUUCUAAUUUUGGUAAAACUUGUGGUCCAGCUUUUUUGUAUUAACACACUAUUGCAAAUUUACCUAAUAUAUUUAUAUAUUGAUGUACAGUAGUAUUAUAUUAUGUCUUGCUGUUUCGCUGUUGUAUAUAUAUCUGUAUAUUCAUGUCUUGAUGAACUUUUACUGUAAAUACGACCUGUUUGAUAUUAACAUUAAAUAUAAUCAAACUAAAAACAUACUAGUAAACAUUUUUAGGAAACAUGCCUUUAGAAUUCUUUCAACUAACUUUACCGGAAUCCAUAUUAAGAAAAAACAAAACAAAGAUUAUUAAUGGGCCAAACUUUCAUACUUUAACUAACCAGUGUUUACUUUCUAAAUGAUAAACUGAUAAAAACAGAGAAACUCAGAAUAUUUUAUAUACUAUUAUUUCAUUUUAUAUAAAAAUGCCAUCAAACGUAAAUGCUAUUCUAACUCUACCAUCUGUAUUCCUACUCUACCAUCUGUAUUCUGACUCUAUCAUCUGUAUUCCUACUUUACCAUCUCUAUUCCUACUCUACCACCUGUACUCUUACUCUACCGUCUGUACUCCUACCCUACCAUCUGUAUUCAAAACCUACAGUCUGUAUUCUUACUCUACCAUCUCUUUUCUUACUCUACCGUCUCUAUUUCUACCCUACCAUCUCUAUUCCUGCUCUACCAUCUGUAUUCCUACCCUACCAUCUGUAUUUCUACAGUGAAAUCUGUAUUCCUACGCUACCAUCUGCAUUCUUACUCUACCAUCUGUAUUUUUUCUUUACCAUCUUUAUUCAUACUCUACCACCUGUAUUCCUACUCUAUCAUCUGUACUCUUACUCUACCGUCUGUAUUCCUACCCUACCAUCUGUAUUCCAAACCUACAGCCUGUAUUCUUACUCUACCAUCUCUAUUCCUACUCUACCGUCUCUAUUUCUACCUACCAUCUCUAUUCCUGCUCUACUAUCUGUAUUCCUACCUUACCAUCUGUAUUUCUACUAUGCAGUCUGUAUUCCUACUCUACCAUCUGCAUUCUUACUCUACCAUCUGCAUUUUUUCUUUACCAUCUCUAUUUCUACUCUACCGUCUGUAUUCCUACUCUAUCAUCUGUAUUCCAACCCUACCUUCUGUAUUCUUACUUUACCAUCUCUAUUCCUGCUCUACCGUCUGUAUUCCUACUCCACCGUCAGUAUUCCAACCCCUACAUCUGUAUUCUUACUUUACCAUCUCUAUUCCUACUCUACCGUCCGUAUUCCUACUCUACCAUCUGUAUUCCUACCCUACCAUCUGUAUUCCUACCCUUCAAUCUGUAAACUUACCCUACCAUCUGUAUUCCAACUCUGCCGUCUGUAUUCUUACUCUACCAUCUGUAUUCGUACCCUAUCGUCUGUAUUUCUACUCUACAAUCUGUAUUCCUAUACUACCAUCUGUAUUCCUACUCUAACAUCUGUAUUCCUACCCAACCACCUGUAUUCUUACUCUACCAUCUGUAUUCCUACCCUAACAUCUGUAUACAUACUCUACCGUCUGUAUUCCUACCCUACCAUCUGUAUACUUACUCUACCAUCUGUAUUCCAACUUUACCGUCUGUAUUCCUUCUCUACCAUCUGUAUUCCUACUCUACUAUCUGAGCCGCGCCAUGAGAAAACCAACAGUGGGUUAGCCACCAGCAUGGAUCCAGACCAGCCUGCGCAUCUGCGCAGUCUGGUCAUGAUCAAUGCUGUUCGCUGACAGUUACUCUAAUUGCAAUAGACUUUGAAAGCGAACAGCAUGGAUCCUGAUCAGACUGCACAGAUGCACAGGCUGGUCUGGAUCCAUGCUGGUCGCAAAGUCACUAUGUCAGUUUUCUCAUGUCACGGCUCAUCUGUAUUCUUACUCUACCAUCUGUAUUCCUAUCCUACCAUCUGUAUUCCUACCCUACCAUCUGUAUUCCUACUCUACCGUCUGUAUUCCUACCCAACCGUCUGUAUUCUUACUUUACCAUCUGUAUUCCAACCCUACCAUCUGUAUUCUUACUUUACCAUCUCUAUUCCUGCUCUAUCGUCUGUAUUCCUACUCCACCAUCAGUAUUCUUACUCUAACGUUACCAUCUGUAUUCUUACUUUACCAUCUCUAUUCCUACUCUACCGUCCGUAUUCCUACCUUACCAUCUUUAUUCCUACUCUACCAUCUGUAUUCCUACCCUACAAUCUGUAUUUCUACUCUUACAUCUGUAUUCUUACUCUGCCAUCUGUAUUCUUACUCUACCAUCUCUAUUCCUACUCUACCGUCUGUAUUCUUACCCUACCAUGUGUAUUCCAACUCUACCAUCUGUAUCCCUACCCUAUCAUUUGUAUUCUUACUCUACCAUCUGUAUUGAAUUUAAGAUGAAAACAGAAGUAUUUGCGAGUGUUUUGUAUAUAAUUAUGAACAAAAUGGAGCUUGGUUCUUUACUCAGUCAGACACUUUAAAGUAUUUUAAGAGCCUCCUGUCUCAAUAAUGUUUGUACAAAGCCAUUCAAAUCUAGUAAAGCUUAUAUUUCCUGAUAAUAUAUAUAUGAUUAUAUUGGAAAUGUUGAUUGCUUUUUGUUGUAUUUGAGCAAAUAUACUGUGUAUCGUAAA